Platichthys flesus (European flounder) is the source of this 1920-nucleotide messenger RNA. Its product is annotated as mucin-2-like. Lineage: Eukaryota; Metazoa; Chordata; Actinopteri; Pleuronectiformes; Pleuronectidae. The transcript has a single exon. The annotation marks the transcript as partial. The record is from RefSeq and is a predicted model, not a curated record.
AUGCCAACGAGCACAACAACUACUCUGAUGACCACAAAUACAACUCCAACAACCACAUCAACCACUCCAAGUACAGCAACUCCAAGUACCACUACCACAACUCAAACGACAACAAUCGCAAAAACCACAACCAAAACUCAAACUACCACAACCCCUACUACCACAACUACUCCAACUACCAUGACAACAACUCCAAUGACCACAAUCGCAACUAUGACAACCAAAACUCAAACUACCAAUGCACGAACUCAAACUACUACCAUAACUAUUCUAAGUACCACAAAACCAACUCCAAUGACCACAACUCCAACUACCAUAUCCACCACUCCAACUACUCCAACUACCACAACAACAACUCCAAAAACCGCAAUCGCAACUACCACCACCAAAACUCCAACCACCACAAUAGAAACUGCCAUGACCACAACAACUACUCCAGCUACAACAACUACUCCAACUAACACAACCCGAACUCAAACUACCACGACAAGUAAUCCAACUACUAUGGGCACAGCUCCAAUGAUCACAACCACAACCCCCACUACCACUACCACUACCUCAACCCCAACUACCACUACCACAACAACAACUCCAACUAUCACAACAAACACUCCAACUACCAGUACCACAACUCUGACUACCACAACAACUACUCCAACUCCAACUACUCCAACUACCACUACCACAACCAUAACUCCAACUAUCAAAACAACCUCUCCAACUACCACAACUACUCCAACUCAAUCUACUCCGACUACUUCUACCACAACCCAAACUACCACUACCGAAACCCCAACUACCACUAAAACAACUCCAACGACCACAACAACUCCAACGACCACAACAACUACAACAACUACCAAGACCACAAUUACUCCAACUCAAUCUACUCCGACUACUUCUACCACAACCCAAACUACAACUACCGAAACCCCAACUACCACUACAAAAAAUCCAACUACCACAACAACUACCGCAACUACCACAACAACAACCCCCACUACCACUACCACAACCCAAAUUGCCACAACAACUACUCCAACUACUUCUACCAAUACCACAACUCCAGCUACCACAACAACUACUCCCACUACCAAAACCCAAACUACCACUACAACAACUGCAACGAUCACAAUAUCUACUCCAACUACCACAACCCCAACUACUGCUACAACAACUCAAACGACCCCAACAACUACUCCAACUACCACAACAACAACCCCAACUUCCACUACAACAACGCCAACUCCAACUACCACUACCACAACCCCAACUACCACUACCACAACUCCAGCUACCACAACAACAACUCCAACUACUUCUACCACAACCCCAACUACCAUAACCACAACUCCAGCUACCACACCAACUACUCCAACUACCACAACCCCAACUACCACUACAACAACUCCAACGACUACAACAACUACUCCAACUUCUUCUACCACAAGCCCAACUACCACUACCACAACAGCUACUCCAACUUCCACUACAACAACUCCAACUACCACUACAACAACUCCAACAACCCAAACAACUAAUCCAACUACCUCUACCACAACCCGACCUACCACUACAACAACUCCAACUACAACAACAACUCCAAUGACCACAACAACAACUCCGACUACCACAACGCCAACUUCCACUACAACAUUUCCAACUACCACUACAACAACUCCAACAACCCCAACAACUACUCCAACCACCUCUACCACAACCCCAACUUCCACCACAACAACUCCAACUACCACUACAACAACUCCAACAACCCCAACAACUAAUCCAACUACCACAACAACUACUCCAACUACCACUACCACAAGCCCAACUACCACUACCGCAAUUCCAACUACAACAACAACAACUCCAAUGACCACAACAACUACUCCGACUACCACAACCCACACUACCACUACA